CUGUUUUCCGUUUUCCAUCUCCCAUAUCAUUUCCAUCUCCAUCCUACAAGGAAGGGUAAUCUUCCUCACUUUUUAUAUCCACUUCUCCAUCCGCUAUAAAUCCCCCAUAGUGGCAAUAUCAUCAACUUCAAUCUUCAAUCUCCAAUCUCCAAUCUCCAAUCUUCACUUAUCCAUCACCAUCAACUCCUUCUUCACAAACCAACUGCCCUUGUGCUCUUCUGCUCUUUUCUAAUUACUUCCUCCUUACAACAACUCAAUUCCUCCUCUUGCAAUUACCAUGUCCUCUAAUCCCAAUCCUAAUCCCAAUACCAGUCAACUACCCAAGUCUUUCAGCUUUAAUGCCGGUAAAGUGGACUAUGAUGAAGAAACAAACAAAUGCAAUCCCAAUCCUUUAAAGGGUAAAAUAUUGAUAUCUUCCUCAGAAGAGAGUCCUGAUUGGUAUUCCUUCAAAUGGGUCCCAAGAGAUGCACCAAACACUUCUAAUUCCAAUGCCAAUGUCAAUACUAAUACUAAUACUAAUACUAAUACUAAUACUAAUACUGAUACUAAUACUAAUACCAACACCAACACCAACACUGACACCAACACUAACACUAACACUAAUAACGAAAACUCAGAUGAUAAUGAUAAUGAUAAUGAAGACGAUGACGCUUUACUAUUAAUUCCAGGCGACACUGUAUGGAAACACGUCAAAUCCUGUAAAACAGGCAGAGUCUACUCCUUAUCCUACAAAAGUUCCGGCCUGAAAUACUUGUUCUGGAUGCAAUAUCCAAACAAUAAUAAAGAUGAUGAUCCAUCCGAAUUGUGUGAUUUAGACCUAGACUUUUCAAAAAAGAUUGCCGAACUUGUAAAAGAAGAAAGUGACAAUGAAGAUGACGAGGACGAGGACGACGAUGAUGAUGAAGACGACGAAAUCGAAGAAGAUAAUGAUGAUUCAAAAGAUUCAAAAGAUUCAAAAGAUUCAAAAGAUCUAAAUGACGAAAAUGAUGAAAAAGACGUAGAAAUCAAAGACGUCAGUGUUUCAGAUAAAAACAACAUUUCAUCUGAAUCUUCUUUCCCUUCUUCUACAACCGACAACACUUCAAACCAAUCAAAUUCAAAUUCAAAUUUAAAUUCAAAUUCAAAUUCAAAUUCAAAUUCAAAUCAAUCAAACUCAAAUCAAUCCAACUCAAACUCAUAAUACAAAAUGAAAAUGAAAAUGAUUAAUUAAAUUCCCUCUAAGUAGAAAAUUUUACAUAUAUAAUUAUAAUAUUAUAAGCUCC
Molecule: messenger RNA, 1262 nt
Organism: Ascoidea rubescens DSM 1968
Lineage: Eukaryota; Fungi; Ascomycota; Saccharomycetes; Ascoideales; Ascoideaceae
Gene: RPN13
Product: proteasome regulatory particle lid subunit RPN13
Exons: 1
Coding region: 278-1180 (300 amino acids)
Biological process (GO): ubiquitin-dependent protein catabolic process
Cellular component (GO): cytoplasm; nucleus; proteasome regulatory particle, lid subcomplex
Molecular function (GO): proteasome binding; ubiquitin binding; endopeptidase activator activity
Source: RefSeq, a predicted model, not a curated record